This is a messenger RNA of Botrytis porri, 2406 nucleotides long. RefSeq lists its product as uncharacterized. Lineage: Eukaryota; Fungi; Ascomycota; Leotiomycetes; Helotiales; Sclerotiniaceae. The transcript has 4 exons. The record is from RefSeq and is a predicted model, not a curated record. Bases 638 to 2146 code for a protein of 502 amino acids.
GUCGGAUAGCCCUAUUUGGUUGAGAAAAAACAGACUGCAUUUGUCAAUCUCAAUCUCAACAUCGAUAAUUAAUAUCCUCUAGAAAAUCAAUCGCAAAUAAAACAAUUAAUUUUGAUAGCAUGGAAUAAAUUUUCGGCUUGAACUCACCUAGGAACGCAUUCUAAUUUCUUUUAAAUUAUAUCUGUGGAAGGAAUAGUUACAUUGUUGACAGGCUUCACUGAUGGUCAAUUGUCAUCUGUCCUCCGGCUAAGCCUCUUCACCGAUGUCUAUGUAUCGAUGAUGUAGAGCGCCGAGGAGCAAGGCUACAAUAACGGUGCCGAUUUCCUCAGCUUCUGAUCCAAGUAUACCCACCAUGCCCCAGUUCUACUCAGGGGAAACUCUGUUAUGUGUCAAGCCACAGAGUGAACAUGUUUCGCGGUCGGGUGAUUCAUAAUAAGGCUGGUUGUUGGAAAAAAGGAAUCAAAUGUUUGCGUCACAUUCCUUCAUCAACUGAAACAAAAACACAUGCCUUGAUAUACCACUCCAUGAACUUCUAGCAUUAUUCGCGUUGCUUUCUUCUGCGCGUCGGUCUAUUUCUUCAUUUUCAUCUUCAUGUUUAUUCUGUCUGUCUGUCUUUCCCUAAGCAAAUUCAUCAAUCAUGGCCGUUAAAUUUUAUCCGUCGCAAAUCGGAUCCAACCUCGUUACCCCUUUGUCCUACACUGCAUCUCCCGCCAAAUUGUUUCUUCAGGAUUUGUGGAUUGUGUUUGUGAAUCUUAGAUUUGUUCCUGGUAUCUUUCUACCUCUGACUCCCACACCUUCUGGUGUGCUGGACGAAUUAUACCCUUCUGCAGGAAACCUAUUCGAUCUUGCUUUGCAUGCUGUUCUGUUCUUUCUGCAAUUAUGUUUUAUCCUUUCGAUUCCUAUCUGGAUGAUGAUGCCCGUGUGGGUGGUAGCCACGGGCUUCACCAUGUUUUGGACGUUUAAUUAUUACCUUUGUUUGGUUUUGAAUGGGUCAGCAUCGGUAACAACGUGUGAAUCAGCUCCCGAGUAUGCCCAAAGAAAGGAAGAGCAUGCUCAUGAGCGAUGGGUGUACAUGAAUGGUGUUUGUACUGGUCACCACUGGCUCAAAGGUUCCGUGGAUCGUCUUGCUCUCACAUUCGGCCGCCCGGUUCUAGGAAUUCACAAUAGAACCAAAGGACUCGUCUUUGAUCUCUUCGAAUGUCUGAUUCAGCGCACUCUCAAUUACGCUACUACUGACAUUCGUACCUCGUACCGCAUCCUUAAAGCAACCCUGUACGAACCUGAGGUUACACGAGUGAUAUAUAUUCUACACUCGCAAGGCUCCAUUGAGGGCAGCAUGAUCAUAGACUGGCUUCUCGCCGAGAUUCCCCAGGAUCUUCUCCAAAAGCUUGAAGUCUACACCUUCGGAAACGCCGCUAACCAUUUCAACAAUCCACAUCUCCAGAUCGCAUCUCAGAACAAGGCCCUGGCUCACCCGUCAUUACCGGCAACUUCUCUAACUAGAACAGUAACCACCUUGUUCACCAACUCAAGUAACCCAGUAGAACUCCCAACUACCCGAAAUGGAAAUGGGAAAGCCAUCCCGCAUAUCGAACACUAUGCACACACAUAUGAUUUCGUCUCCCGAUUCGGAGUUCUCCACUACCACAAAAAUUAUAGUAAUGAUACCUUCGCCCCGCGUUUCAUGGGAAGACUAUUUGAAGUAGAAACUAGCGGUCACAUGUUCGUGCAGCACUACCUAGACACCAUGUUUCCACUUUCCAAAUCCGCACGAAGGCUGUUGCAAGGCACCGGAAUCAAAGACGACAAGAAGCCUACAGAUGCAAACUCAGAUCAAGAGCGUGUGGAUGAAGAAGACGCAUUUAUGACCAGUUCUGUCGAAAGCAGAGGUCGUGUGGCCCCGGAAGAUAAACUCGGGAGAGAAGAUUGGGAAGUUUCUUGUGUGGGGGAAUCGACUGAUGAUGGGGUUGCGCCACAAAUGAGCGCCAAGAGUGGAAAAACGAAUGGGUCAAAAAAGAAGAAGGAGUCGAACUUGUCGGGAGAGGAAAUGAUGGUAACGAAUGGCGAUUUUGGAACGGGCGGUUACAAGGUUAAGAACUUGAGCAGAUUAUGGUUGUAUCGCGAUGGUAGAAGUCCCAUGAAUUAAGAUGGGUUACAGUAGUGAAUUCUUUUUUUGUUCAUUGGAAGGGCAACUUGAGUAUGGUGUUUGGUGAUGUGCCCGGGAAGGACUUUUGGUUCGUCGGGCUUUUGAAAAUUUCUUCUUAGAGGGGUUAUAUUCAGUAUGAGUAUUGAUAUACCAGUGAAUUUGGAUGAUUUAGGGCUGGCGCUUUGGGAUCUGAAAUUACAUUUGGGUACCAAUCUCUUUUGCUUUUCAUGAAUAUGCACAUCAGAACCCCUAAAACCGUG